GCAACUUGUAAAACAUUAUUUUAAAACUUAAGAGUACCUUCAAAAAACUGGAAUUAAUUAGGAAAACAAAUGGACUAUAUUACACAUUAUAAGUUCAGGAAAACGUAUGAAAGAUCGGUAAGCGAGCCGAAGUUUGAAGAUUAUCGAUCUCCAGAAGAAUUUCCCAGAGGUCAUAAUUUGAGAAAUUGUUAUCAAGAUUCAUCACGCUUCGAAAUGAACUGUGAUUUAGCAAAAGAUUUAAGAGUAAACAAGGAGGUGAAUGGAGCAGGAAUAGUAAAGGAAGAAGUUCUACCACCAAGAAGGUAUUUUUGUAUUUUCUGCAAAAUGGAUUUUCUAGUUGCAGACGAUUUCCUUGAUCAUUUGGAGUUGCAUCCAAAUGGAAGUUUUGUUCUAGUCAAACGUGAUUUACCACAACCUACACCUGUUUCUUCCGAACCUCUCGAGUCUGAGGAGCCAUCAACAAACUCACCUAUUUUACCUGAAAUGCUACAAAACCAAAUAAAAAUUGAACCGAUAAGUGAAGACGAAGACGAUUAUCAAGAUUUUAAAAUCAAUGAACAACCUUCUAUAUCAGAAGCCAGUGAGGCUAAUCUUAAUAGUUCAAUUGAACAAAUUGAGUCAAAUGAUCCUAAUCAUCAACUAAUGGUUUUAUCAAACCCCCGCAUUGGAGAUGGACCUGGAGAAUAUCUCUGCAAUGUUUGCAACGCCAAAUUCGUGUACAAAAACAAUCUUAAGAGUCAUCUUAAGCGCCAUUUGGGGAUUUAUCCAUAUAUUUGCUUUUGUGGAAAGCGUUAUCAAUUCAAGUGUAAGCUUAACAAACACAUCGAACAGGCUCAUGCAAAAAUUAAAAAUUUUAAAUGUCCUGUUCCAUCAUGUCCAAAGAAAUAUUUCACCCGAAAUGACCUCGCCUUUCACAUCAGUGUUACUCAUCAAGAGCGUCAGGAGAUUCCCUGCCACAUUUGCAAUAAAGUUUUUAACUCCCAAAAAUCCCUUCAGAUUCACUGUAGGAAAUAUCACCGAAAUCAAGAGUCCUGAUUACAAUUAAGCCCCGCCAAUCAUAUGCCAACAAUCAUCCAAGUGA
This is a messenger RNA of Clunio marinus, 1081 nucleotides long. NCBI's taxonomy places the organism in Eukaryota, Metazoa, Arthropoda, Insecta, Diptera, Chironomidae. The record is from the annotation of a GenBank genome assembly.